CUAUAAGUUUCACAUUGCAUCGUACCAAAACGUGCUUAAAACAAAACUUAGACUCAACCAUGCAGAGUUUUUGAUAUUAGUGACAAUUACAUUUACCACGUUUAACUCAACAUGACGGAAUCUGGAGAAUCGCAGAUAUUGCGAAGUUUUGAAAACGACUUACUUGAGAUUGAAAGGGAGUGUGGUAGGAGUGAUGAGUUGAAUGUGUUCAUGCUGGAGUACAGGGCCCUGCUGGAACAACUGCGCAAAUCGGAGGACUCUGGCAGACGCAUUGACGCCAACAAUCGACAGCUGCAAGCGGAGAUUCUGGCCAAUGACGCCAAACUGCCCUAUGCAAAACGCAUCAUGACAGACAGCGAGCAAAACAUCAUCACACUCAAACAGAAUGUGGAGGAUAGUCUGACGGAGGUUUUGAAAGCACAGAGUGUGGAGGGGGAGAAGAAAAGGGAGAUUGGGGCUCUGAGGGGGGACAUCGAGGCACUGGGACGCCAGUUGGACAGCAAUAUCGCCACCACACACCACACACAGCCACAACUGGAGAAAUUGUUACUGGAGAAGAGUGAUUUGGCAGUGAGUUUGAAUGGGGAGUUGGAACAGGUGGCCAAAUUGAGGGAUGCCGUCCAGUCUGCUGUGGAGGAGCACGAGAAAACUCAACUGCAGAGACAAGAGCUACACGAGAACACCGAAAAGUUGACGGAGGAGUUGCAGGUGAAGGAGGAGGACAUAGGGGCGAUGGAGUGGAGGCGGGAACAGUUGAAGACCCAGCUGGACACUGUGGAGCAGAUGAGGGAGGAGACUGAGGUGGACAUGGAGGAGAAGCGGAAGUUGCUCAAGGAGCACCAGGUCAACAUCGAGAGAGUCCGCAGGAUCAACGAGCAACACAAAAUAGAGCGGGAGAAGGUGGCCUACGAGAUAGAUGUGUUGUCAGCCAAGUACCUCAACCUGCAAGACAGCUGCAAAGUACAGUACAAGCGACUGGACGAUCUCACCAACGACACCAAACUCAAAACCGAACAAGUCAAGAGUACGGAGGGGGAGGCUGAGCAGUUGAAGAGGCAGAUGGAGAAGGUGGAGAAAAUAGGUGGGGUAUUGAGGGGCAAGAUAGAGGCGAAGGAGGAGCAGAAGGUGAAUAUGGAGAUCGAGAAGAGAGAAGUGAGACAGCAGACACUCGAGCUAGAACACGAUCAGAGUGACCACAACAAGCGCAUCAGAAUGGUCAAAAAAGAAGUGAAGAAGGCGCAGGUGGACGACCGCAAGAUCAAAAAGGACAAGCAGAAUGAGAGCCAGAAGACGAAAGACAGGACGUUGAAGCUGGACAAGAGUGAGUUGAACCAGAAGCUACUAGAAGAGCAGAUAGAACAGCUGAAGAGCAAAUAUGCAUCCCAGUUCGAGGAGAAUGCCAAAACAGACAAAGAGAGAUUGGACUACAUGACCAAGGCCAUGAACUUCCAGAACAACUACCUCGCCUUGCUCGAAAAGGACAAAGCUCUACAGGACUCAUUAGUGAGUGUGAACAAAAGUCUGUUGUCGGACGAGAACCAGGAGAAGUGUCUGAAAAACAUGUGCGAGGCAGUCAGGAACGACAUCAACCUCGCCAACCGCACCAUGCUCGAACUCAGGACUGAGAUGACGGAGAACAAGCAGGACAUGCAGACUAAGUUGACAGAGGUGGACCAGUUGAAAACGGAGGUGGACAGACUGGGAGGCCAGGUGAGGCAGGAGGAGACUCAGGCCGAGUGGGUGGAGCGGUUCAACGAGAAACUCCGAGAACUAAUCGAGGAUGAGCAGGAGCUGAACCGGUCGAUUAAGCAGAACUGUGCCAAUCAGAACGAGGACUAUCAUCGAAUGAUUCGCACAAUGGGAGAGAUACAGUUCGAGAAGGGCAAACACGAUACAGAGCUGCACAAGGUUGUGACUGAGCGAAACCUGUUGGACAAGCAGAUCAUCAGUCGGGACAUGGAGCUGAAGGGACUGUAUGAGAAGCUGAAGUUGCAGAGUAGUGUAAUGUCCAAGGGCGAGCGCAGUUACAUCGAGAAAGAGUGGGAGGCGGAAGCACUCAAGAGACAGGUGAAGGAGUUGGUUCAGGAGAGGACUUUGUUGAGGAGAAAGGGCGAAGGAGCUAAGUCACUCCGAGACCAGAUUGAGGCGGUAAGACGAGAGCUGACGCACAAUAGACAUGCAUGUAGAGUGUUGGAAGAUGAAGUGGAGAUACCAGUCAAUGUGCACAGAUGGAGAGCUUUGCAGGGAAGUGACCCCUCCACUUAUGCACUGGUUGAGAAGCUGCAGGGACUGAACAGUCGCUACCUGAGAGUCUGUGGGGAAAUAGGUGAAAGAGAAAAGGUGUUGAGACUGCAAGAGAAGGUGUAUGUGGACAUGAAGGCUGCCAUCUGUCGCCAGCCGGGCCCAGAAGUGUCCGAACAACUGGCAGUCUACCAACAAGUGCUCAAGGAGAAAGCCAAACAGCUCAAGGCUAUGCGGGACGAGUGUAAGAUGUUGGAGAAUCAGGAGGCGGAGUACAAGGUGGAGAUACAGUCCCUAGUGAGAGAACUGCAACACGUCAACAAAAAGUUCUUCGUCCAGGUCGCCAUCGACCAAAAACAUGCCAGGAUGGGUCAGAAAGAGAGGGAGCAGUCAGGUGGAGCCAGACCCCGGACCACCACACCACGUGACCUCAGAUCGCCACAAGAAGGCGACCAGCAGCAGCAGAACAAACCAAAAACAGGACAGAGCUCCACGUCGGCAAAGGGGGUGAAGUUUGCAGAACAGAUGGAAGAGGAAAAGGAUGAAGAAAACGAUCAGAGAGGUGAAACAGCCGAAAACGAGGAGAGCCCAGAGAGUCAAACUGGUCCAGCUGAUCCUCUGGAAUCCGAAAACCCAGAGGAAAAUUCAACUGCUGAAGUUGAUGGCACAACCCAAGAGGAGUCAAACGUAGAAGGAAGCAAUAUACCGGACGAAGGAAAAGAAACUGGAAGCCCGAAACCCGACGAAAACCAACCGGAUGGGGGAAUAAUGGAGGUUGACGGAGGGACAGAGGAACGACAGACAGAGGAGCCUCCCGGAGAUUCACAGGGAGAUGAGGCUGAAAACACCGCGCCGGAAACUUCAGUUCCAGCGGAAUAGACGGUCAUAAUUAUACUAUAAGACAGUUGCCAAUUCUAUCAAUUGAAAUUUCAAAAUCUAUCAACCUUCUUAUACUUUUGCGAUAUUGCCUCAUUAUUCAAAUCUAGCUUCUAAUUGGAAAGCUUUCUUGCUAUACCGAAAACAAGCAAAAACAUUAGUCUUGUUCACCAUCGUAUAUGCCAUAA
Messenger RNA from Symsagittifera roscoffensis, 3305 nucleotides. Its product is annotated as cilia- and flagella-associated protein 58-like. Lineage: Eukaryota; Metazoa; Xenacoelomorpha; Acoela; Convolutidae. The coding region runs from base 112 to 3120 and encodes 1002 amino acids. The transcript is spliced from 20 exons. Gene Ontology annotation, cellular component: cytoskeleton. The record is from RefSeq and is a predicted model, not a curated record.